Messenger RNA from Purpureocillium takamizusanense, 1038 nucleotides. RefSeq lists its product as uncharacterized. Bases 1 to 1038 code for a protein of 345 amino acids. Gene Ontology annotation, molecular function: iron ion binding; monooxygenase activity; heme binding. The transcript is spliced from 6 exons. The record is from RefSeq and is a predicted model, not a curated record. Lineage: Eukaryota; Fungi; Ascomycota; Sordariomycetes; Hypocreales; Ophiocordycipitaceae.
AUGCUGGGCGGAAGCCCCCGUACUGUUACGCUUCCUGGACCCCCCGGCCUUCCCCUGGCAGGGAAUAUUAUUCAGCUGAAGCAGGGCCAUGUCCUCAAACUCGCUGAGUGGACGAAGAAGUACGGUGAUGUGAUCCGUGUCUCCCUUGGGGAGCGCGAGGCUGUGUUUCUCAACAGCCACAAAGCUCUUGCUCAGACUGUUGUCCAGCAAGGUCCUGCGUUUCAGUCACGCCCGACCUUUAGGCUUUUUCACUGUGACUAUGCGACCUCUGGUAUCUGGACUGUUGGGACUUCGCCCUUUAGCAGCCGUCUCGUGCGAACUCGCAGGGUGCUCUCUGCCCAGAUUGCUCCUCGAGUGCUGCCCAUCUACACUCCCGUCAUUCAUCCCAAGCUCAAAAGAUUUCUUGGCGACGUCCUCGAGAUCAGCCAAGGCCCUGCCAUAGACAUGGGCGAGAAGCUUCACCAUUUUGGCACUGGCCAGGUCUCGGAGCAGCUCAUGGGUCAAGCCCUUGCAGACGAUUUGGUAGCAACGAUUGCAGAGAACGAGACCAAUAUCUUCCGUCAACGCACCAUUGGCUCGCCAGCUCGUGACUACAUCCCAGCCUUGCGCCUUGCUCUCCGAGCUCGCUCUUUGAUCUGUGGCCGUUUUGGUAUGGAGGAAUGGGCUAAGGAUGAGAAAGCGGGAACUGCCCGAGAGUACCGCAGAAAACAGCAAGCCUAUAUCAACCGGAUGCUUGGUGAACUGAAGGCGCGUAUUGAAAGCGGCGACAGUACUCCGUCCAUCCUCGGCAACAUGCUCCGUCAGGGAACACUGAGCGAAGACGAAGUUCUUUUGGCUUCCUACACAGGCAUUGCCGCAGGCGUUAACCUUGGCUACUCCCUCACCUGGAUCAUCGGCUUCCUUGCCAACAGACCCGAUCUGCAGAAGAAGGGCUUCGAGGCCAUUCGAGAGGUGUACCACGGCGAGCCACCCAAGCCCCAUGAGUAUGACCGUGUCGAAUACGUUAAGGCUCUGCACACAGUGAGAGACUCGAUCUGA